AUGGAAACCGUUUCCAUUGUUCUCUCCCACGCCUCUCUCGCACCCCUCUAUCCCCCACCUCUCUAUCCCCCACCCCUCUCUCCCACCCCUCUAUCCCCCACCUCUCUAUCCCCCACCCCUCUCUCCCACCCCUCUAUCCCCCACCCCUCUCUCCCACCCCUCUAUCCCCCACCCCUCUCUCCCACCCCUCUAUCCCCCACCCCUCUCUCCCACCCCUCUAUCCCCCACCCCUAUCUCCCACCCCUCUAUCCCCCACCCCUCUAUCCCCCACCCCUCUCUCCCACCCCUGUAUCCCCCACCCCUCUCUCCCACCCCUGUAUCCCCCACCCCUCUCUCCCACCCCUCUAUCCCCCACCCCUCUCUCCCACCCCUCUAUCCCCCACCCCUCUCCCGCCACCACCAACUACCAAUGCCAGGAGGAGCCAGCCCCCAAGGAGGAACUGGGCUUUGGAGGAGCCAGCUGGCGAGGAGGCAGAGGGAGCACCUCGGGGCCAGCGGAAGUCACUGUAUGCGCAGAUCACGGACGUGGGGUUGUAG
Molecule: messenger RNA, 537 nt
Organism: Closterium sp. Naga37s-1
Lineage: Eukaryota; Viridiplantae; Streptophyta; Zygnematophyceae; Desmidiales; Closteriaceae
Source: the annotation of a GenBank genome assembly